Messenger RNA from Henningerozyma blattae CBS 6284, 1302 nucleotides. RefSeq names its product Sip2p (gene SIP2). Lineage: Eukaryota; Fungi; Ascomycota; Saccharomycetes; Saccharomycetales; Saccharomycetaceae. Gene Ontology annotation, cellular component: nucleus; nucleotide-activated protein kinase complex; cytoplasm. Bases 1 to 1302 code for a protein of 433 amino acids. The record is from RefSeq and is a predicted model, not a curated record. The transcript has a single exon. Gene Ontology annotation, molecular function: protein kinase binding. Gene Ontology annotation, biological process: signal transduction.
AUGUCGCAGGAUAAUCCGCCUCAGAAUAAUGACAUCUCAAUGGUGGAUGUGUGUGACGCAGACAGACAGCAACAACAAAACAAUGAAACAGACUCAGCAGGCUUGAGUCAUACAUUAUCCCAGAUGAAUAUUGAUGGCCCCGAUGAAUUUGAAGACAAUGAAAAUCCUGAUAGAAUGACAGUUCCAAGAAAUAAAUCGACUUUAAUUUUUGAAGACGAUGACGAUGACGAGAUCCCUCCAUAUUCUAGACAUCAAGAGAAUGUUUCAGAUACUAAUUUGUCAGAGGACGAUGACGACGACGAAUCUGUAGAUUCAUCUCAUCACGUGGUUUCUUCUUCUGCUACUCCACAUGUUGGCCAAGACCAAUAUAAAUCCAAGUCUGAUUUCUCUGAAAAUUCUCAACGACCACAGCAACAAUAUUCUAGCAAUACUGGCACUUCAAACACCAAUUCAAACCCUGCCUCGAAAUCUAAUAUGGUACCUGUUGAUAUCACAUGGCAACAGGGUGGUGACAAGGUUUAUGUUACUGGUUCCUUCACAGGUUGGAGAAAAAUGAUAGGUCUUGUACCGGUACCUGACCAACCAGGUUUACUACAUGUUAAGUUACAACUACCCCCAGGCACUCAUAGAUUUAGAUUCAUUGUUGAUAAUGAGUUAAGAUUUAGUGAUUUUUUACCAACUGCUACUGACCAAAUGGGGAACUUUGUAAAUUAUCUUGAAGUUGUAGCACCACCAACUACUGUUGAUGAAAAUAUAGGUGGUAACUUACCAAAUCAAACUGCAGACUCAUCCAAUUAUCAACAAGAUAUGGGCGCUGGUAAACCUAUUUAUAAACAAGAUAACCAAGCUCAAACUAAGCAACCAAUGAGUGCUAGGUCAAGAAUUGCGUUCGAAAUUGAAAAAGAGCCUGAUGAUUUAGGUGAUGGUUUUACUCGUUUCCAUGAAGAAAAGCCUUUAAAACAAGAUGUAGAAUACACUCAAGAUAUACCGGCUGUCUUUACAGAUCCAACUGUCAUGGAACAAUAUUAUUUAACUUUAGAUCAACAACAAAAUAAUCACCAAAAUAUGGCGUGGCUUACUCCACCUCAAUUACCACCUCAUUUAGAAAAUGUAAUAUUAAACAGCUAUUCAGGCUCAGGUUCAGACAAUGAAAAUACCUCAGGGGCACUACCGAUUCCAAACCAUGUUGUAUUAAAUCAUUUGGCAACAAGUAGUAUUAAGCAUAAUACCUUAUGUGUUGCAUCCAUUGUAAGAUAUAAAAGUAAGUAUGUUACCCAAAUAUUAUACGCUCCAUUGCAGUAG